Vespa crabro (European hornet) is the source of this 664-nucleotide messenger RNA. RefSeq names its product adenosine 5'-monophosphoramidase HINT1 (gene HINT1). The transcript is spliced from 2 exons. Bases 86 to 556 code for a protein of 156 amino acids. Gene Ontology annotation, cellular component: nucleus; cytoplasm. Lineage: Eukaryota; Metazoa; Arthropoda; Insecta; Hymenoptera; Vespidae. The record is from RefSeq and is a predicted model, not a curated record. Gene Ontology annotation, molecular function: hydrolase activity. Gene Ontology annotation, biological process: purine ribonucleotide catabolic process.
UAAGCAUGAGGGACCUUUAAACUUAAAACUAUAUCUCUAAAUUUCCUUGUUAACGAACGUUCGUUAAAUUUCACUUCUUUCGAAAAUGUCUUUUUUCUUAAAAUUUGCAUUGAUUCCGUCCAAAAGGAUCGUAUCUUCGAGUGGCAAUAUAUCGAAGAGCUUGUAUAAAAGAAAAAUGGCGACCGAGGUGGAAAAAGCACAAACCGCUACUCCCGGCGGCGAUACUAUAUUUGGAAAAAUAUUGCGUAAAGAACUACCGUGCAACUUCAUUUACGAAGACGAUAAGUGUGUCGCAUUUAAAGAUAUCAACGCCCAAGCUCCUGUACACUUCUUGGUAAUCCCAAGAAAACCAAUUUCACAAUUGUCAAAAGCAAGUAACGAGGAUGAAGCUUUGUUGGGGCAUUUGAUGUUGGUAGCUCGACAAGUGGCAAAACAAGAAGGUCUGGAUAAUGGUUUUCGUUUGGUAAUCAAUGAUGGAAAAGACGGUGCGCAAUCGGUCUUUCAUUUGCACCUGCAUGUACUCGGCGGUAGGCAGAUGCAAUGGCCUCCGGGUUAACGACUUACGAAUUAUACGAUCUAAUCUUAUUUCGCACGAAUUCGAAACUCAUGUAUUACAAAUAUUUCCCUUUCGAAUGUUAAUAAAAGGAUGAGGUUAUGAAAUAUA